AUGAGCCCCAAACGUUUCUUCAUUGCUCUCCUUCAGCUUCAAACUUUUGUCGCAUCGGCUAUGUAUCGUCCUGCAGAAUGGGACCGUCAUGAUGAGAUCAUUAUGGCCUGGCCAUCCAUCGAAAACGACGCCUACGCGGACAAAGGUGGCAGUCGUGAUCUCGCUGCUGCCACCAAAGAUAUUUCAGCUAUUGCCGAGGCAGUCGCUGAAUUUGAGCAAGUUACUCUACUCGUCACCCCAGACCGCCUUAAGGAGGCAAAGAACCGGUUUAAGCACGACGCAGACGAUAUUAUCAUCCAGCCUAUUUAUGACUACCCUAAGCUUGACCUCUGGAUGCGUGAUAUGGCACCAACCUUCGUGUUUGAAGGUUGUCACCUUUCGGGAGUUGACUACAACUUUAAUGGGUGGGGUAAUAAAUACCCGGUCAAUGCUUCUAAAUCCCUUACGUCUCAGGUCUGCGAUAAUAUGGACCUCACUCGGAUUUCGACCUGGCUUGUGACAGAAGGAGGCUCGCUUGAGGUCGAUGGAGACGGUACUCUUUUAAUCACUAAGAGCUCGAUUAUCAACGAGAACCGGAAUCCAGGAAAAAGCCAGAGACAGAUCGAAGAUGAGUUGCGGCGAACGCUUGGUGUCUCAAAGAUUAUCUGGCUUCCCGGUGUUAAAGGCGGUGAUAUUACUGAUGGCCAUGUUGAUGGUCUCGCGCGCUUCGUCGCGCCAGGAAAAGUCGUUAUCAGCAAACCGAACACUCUUGACGAUAGUCAAUUCUCCACAGUAUUUACGGAAGCCCGUUUAAUUCUCUCCAACGCAACAGAUUCUCGUGGCCGACGCCUUGAGGUUAUCGAAAUGGUUGAGGCCGAUUUAUACUCGCUAGGAUUGGACCGAGGUACCUUGAAGAAUAUCGAAAGUUCAGAGGAGGAUUACCCUUCAUUGAGCUACGUCAAUUGGUUGCUCGUGAAUGGUGGAGUUAUCUUCCCCCAAUUUGGGGAUAAGAAGGCGGAUGCCGCGGCCUUGAAGAUCAUCCGUGACCUAUAUAAGGAUCGUCAGGUGAUGACUGUACGCCUCGAUCAGUUGCCAUUCCUAGGCGGGGGCAUUCACUGCUCCACGCAGGAAGUUCCUGAGCACUAA
Messenger RNA from Penicillium atrosanguineum, 1125 nucleotides. Its product is annotated as agmatine deiminase family protein. The transcript has a single exon. Lineage: Eukaryota; Fungi; Ascomycota; Eurotiomycetes; Eurotiales; Aspergillaceae. The coding region runs from base 1 to 1125 and encodes 374 amino acids. Gene Ontology annotation, molecular function: protein-arginine deiminase activity; agmatine deiminase activity. Gene Ontology annotation, biological process: putrescine biosynthetic process. The record is from RefSeq and is a predicted model, not a curated record.